AUGGUUGUUGAGGAUGUUGUGGACAUCCCAUCAACUAUUGACACACUUGUCUUUGGCAGUAACUUCAACAAAGUCAUCAUACCAGAUACACUGCCUACAUCAAUCACCUCACUGACCUUUGGCUACGAAUUCUCUCAAGCGAUCAUGCCUGGUUCACUGCCGGACUCAUUAGAGACAUUGGUUCUUGGGGUAUGCUUCAACCAGCCACUCUCAGUUGGAUCGCUACCAUCCUCCCUGCGUCACCUGACGUUCGUAAAUUCGUUCAACCAACCUCUUUGCCCGGGAGUGCUGCCUUCAUCACUCUACUCUCUAACGUUUGGCGCGGACUUUGUUACACCUCUCAUGGCUGAUGUCCUCCCCAAGUCACUCAAGAAGCUGAACCUGAGCUAUCGAUACAAGCAACUGGACUCGAGCAUUCUUCCCCAAGGACUGACCUCUCUGUCAGCAUACGAUCUAAAGUCACCGUGUACAUUGCCUCCGACGCUCAUCGAGCUCAAUGUUGGCGGAGGUGCGAUCUUUGGCCCCGAUGGACAAGCCUUGGCGCUGCCACCAACUCUUAGGACACUUUACUUCCUCCCAACAAAUCUACAUGUGGACCCUGUGAAGAUGUUCGCAUCGCUCCCACCUUCACUGACCAGUCUUACUCUUGAAGAGGGUUUCAUUGAUCCAGUGACGGUGGCCAGUGGCUACUUGCCAGACACACUCGAUCUUCUAGCAGAGUACAACUCUGCCAAUCAUCCUAUCGCGCCUGGAGCACUCCCCAGUCAUUUGACCAAGUUAUGUUUCUCUUACAAGUUCAACAGUCCCAUCAAACCAGGCACGCUACCCGAAUCACUCACUGAGCUAUGGUUCGGAUACAUGUAUAAUUCGCCAAUGGAACCGGGUUCAUUACCGGGUCGUCUUGUGACGCUCAACUUAGGCAAUAACUACAAGCGUAUGAUCCCACCAGGUGUUCUGUCACAGACAUUGAGUUGCAUUACACCUGGCGCAUGCAUGGGUGCAGACACACCGAUCGCAUUCCCAAACAACAUCAAGGUGCUUGAACUUGGCCUCAACAGAGUUUGGCGGAGCAACAUGAUCUCAUCAAAGCACCUUGCCAUACCUAUAUCAAGUGCUUCCGUGCAGCAAUCAAUCUCGUCACGUUCAGAAAGUAUGAGAUCAACACAAAGAUAA
Messenger RNA from Acytostelium subglobosum LB1, 1173 nucleotides. RefSeq lists its product as hypothetical. The transcript is spliced from 2 exons. Lineage: Eukaryota; Evosea; Eumycetozoa; Acytosteliales; Acytosteliaceae. The coding region runs from base 1 to 1173 and encodes 390 amino acids. The record is from RefSeq and is a predicted model, not a curated record.